AUGAAAGGUUGGCAGAGAUGGUCGAUUAAUAGUGGUGAUGACCAUAGGACUUCUAGAUCAUUUCCUCGUCUUCAUCGGAUGUAUUUAAUAAAUUGUCCAGAACUAGCUGAAGUGUCAAUCGGAUUGAUACCUUCACUUCGGGUUUUAUAUAUACAAGAAUGUUCCGAAGCAGUGUUAAGAAGCAUGGUUGGUUUGUCCUCAUCACUUGUUGAGUUAAAAAUGUUAAAUGUCAAAGGACUUACUCAACUACAUGGAGAAGUUUUAAUGCAUCUUAGGGCACUUGAAGAUCUUUAUAUUAAAAAUUGUGAUGAUCUGAGGUACUUGUGGGAACAAGAAUCAGAUGCAUACAAUAGACUUGUGAGCUUACAAAAGAUGGAAGUAAGGUGGUGUAAAAACUUGGUUUCAUCAGCUAAGAAAGAGGAUAAUUUUGGGAUAAACAUGGAAUCUCUUAAACGAGUGGAACUUUGUUAUUGUGAUGCACUGGAGAGUUACAAUUGUCCAAAUAGUGUUGAGAGGUUGGAGAUAACUAAUUGUGGUUCAAUGACAUCCUUGACCUUCUCAGCAGUGCAGGAGCACUCAUCCCCUCUUACUGAAUUGAUGGUCGGUGAUUGUGAUAACAUACAAUUACAACCCAAACCCAUUCCAGUCAAAGAUUUUCGUUUUCUCUCCAUGUCUCGCCUAACAUAUCUUUUCAUCAAUAAUUGCAAGAAUCUAAAGUCAUAUUCUCAUGAGCAUUUUCAAAUUCUCACAUCUUUGGAGCUAAUGUUUAUGUAUGGUUGUCCAAGUGUAGACUACUCCUUCCCUUGUGGGGUGUGGCCUCCUAAUUUAAGCAAAUUAAGGAUAGGUGGCUUAAAUAAGCCCAUGUCAAAGUGGGGCCCACAGAAUUUUCCAACCUCACUAGUUGAACUAGAGUUAUAUGGAAAAAAUCUAGGAGUAGAUUCAUUUUCAGUGUCAGACAAUGUGAGGAAUCCUACUACUACAUCAUCAUCUUCAACUUUUCUUCUUCCACCAUCUCUGGUUUCUCUAGCAAUCAAUGCUUUUACAGAUGUGGAAUCAUUUUCAGAGGUCUUACCACACCUCCCCUGCCUUAAAAGACUUCAUAUCAUAUCAUGUCCGAAGAUUACAGAUCUUAAGACAACUUCCGGCCCAUCAAAUUUGACAAUAUAUGUGGGGAAGUAA
Lactuca virosa is the source of this 1179-nucleotide messenger RNA. Lineage: Eukaryota; Viridiplantae; Streptophyta; Magnoliopsida; Asterales; Asteraceae. The record is from the annotation of a GenBank genome assembly.